UCUAGACGUUCGCUGAGGUUGACGGCCCACCAGGUGCUCUCUCUCUCUCGUUCUCGUUUCGAUGAAUUGUCGUUGCUCUUGAGGGCACUCGUGACAACGCAGGAUGACAGCGAGGCGUGGAGAGUGAUCGCCUUUAAGAUCCUCUGCUUUCUCUUCGCUGUCAUCCUGGCAUGACCCUGUGUCUUGCCUGUUGCUCGCACUCUUGUCGUGUGCAUUGCCGUCGUAGUAAAAUCCCGAACGUGGGCGAGUGAUCCGGGUUCACUCGGUUUCGGCCCUUCAUGUGGUCGUGCCGCGUAAGUCGGCGCUUCUUGAUCGUUUCUUCUUCGUGACCAGGGUUUUGGCGCCGGAAGUUUCUUUGGAGGAUCGCGAGAGAUAAUGUCUGGUCCGACCUACCCUUUCGGGAAUCCGACUGGCCGUGCCUCCCGGCGAGGAUCAGCAUCCGGGCGUGCUAAUAAUGCAAAUAACAGUUCCUUUAUGUUUGGGGGAACUUCAAGAGGAGUCUCCGAAGGUGUUUCGGUCUUCUCCUUUGGACCUCUCCCUGGUGCUUCUUCAGCGUCAGCUUUUGGUGGAUUUGCAUAUGGUGCAAGGGCAGCUGCUCCCAUCUUUGGGUCUGAAGGCGCAUUUGGGGCUUCCGGUAAUCCAGCUUUUGGGGGUUUUUGUAGCCCACCAUUUGGCUUUAUAUCUUCUACAGCUUCUAAGCCAGCAGAAACCACAUUUAGCAGCAAUCAGUUUGGAGCUCAUAUCGGGUCUCAGGUAGCUACACCAUUAUUAGGCAGUGCUGAUUUUGGAAAGUCCUCUUUUAGAGGUCGGUGGCUUAGCGGAAGUCGUGUAGCUCCCUUCACUCCGGCGACUGAGGCAGACACUGGAGUGGCAUUGCCAUCUGGCGAGCUCCAGUCAAUUUGCUGUACGACUCUCCACCCCUACAGAGAAAAAAGCCACGAGGAACUUAGAUGGGAGGACUACCAGUUGGGGGACAAAGGUGGACCAAAUCACGCCGGUCAGUCUGGUGUUGGCCAAGCUACUGCUCUCUGUGGCCAAUCUGCCACCCCCGCUUUUGGUCAAAUGCGCACAUUUAAUACAGCUUCCAGUGGCUAUGGUGGAAGCUUAUUCCCAAAUACUGCAUCGCCCUUUUUUUCUACUAAUGCAGCCGCAACCAGGCAGACAAAUCCCUCUUUUCCUUCGCCUUUUCAAACAGCUGGAGUUGCUGAGACUUCUGGGAAGCUGACUGGUAGCGCCUUUGGGUCACAAUCAAUAUUCGGGCUGCGUAACACUGCAAAUGACAAUCCUUUUGUGGCCAAUUCUUCUGGUUGUUCUCUUUUUGGCGGUAACCCUUUUAGCUCACCAACAGGUGGCUCUGUAUCAUUUGGGGGAACUUCAACCGGAGUUUUCAGGAGUGGUUUAACUCAAACUCCUCCGCUCUUCUCUUCAGAAGCUACUCAAACUCCUUCACUCUUCUCUUCCAAAGCUGCCUUCCGUGCUGCAGAUGGCAUUCCCAAAGAUGGUCCUUUGGAGGAGCAAACUGAUUUUGUCGAGGUCUGCCAGAAAAUUAAGGGAGUUCAUCUUGAUUCGUCUCUUCAGAAUGAUGAGGAACAUGUGAUUAAUAAAGGAACUGGUGAGUCUGCAGUUGAGCAUGAUUGUGAUGCUGGCAUCGAGGCACUUAUGCCGAAGCUCUCUCAGCCUGACUACUAUACCAAACCGGAUGUCAAAGAAUUAGCAGCCAAGGAAAGAGCUGAACCAGGAUUUUGCUGUCGAGUCAAAGAUUUUGUCAUUGGACGACUUGGUUAUGGUCACAUUAAAUUUGCAGGGGAGACUGAUGUAAGAAGGCUUGAUCUCGAGUCCCUCAUUCGCUUCAACAAUAGUGAAGUGAUUGUAUACACAGACGAGAGGAAGAAACCGCCUAUAGGGCAAGGGCUCAACAAGCCAGCUGAGGUGACUCUUCUUAACGUAAAAUGCAUUGAUAAGAAGACUGGAAAGCAGUACAUCGAGGGGCCUAUAGUUGAGAAGUACAAGGAGAUGCUCAAGAAGAGCGCUGAGGAACAAGGCACUGAGUUUGUGUCCUAUGACCCCAUCAAAGGAGAGUGGAAGUUCAAGGUUCGCCAUUUCAAUUGAUAUGAUCCGACAGGGAGAAACAAGACUAGAAUUCUUUUGAUGCCGUUAUUUUUUCACUAAAGGUGGAAGGUACAAUAGGGGUCCAGAAGGAAAACCUUUAGGUUUCACUCGAUGGGUUCUUGUCUUUUGCAGUUAGGACCAUGCACAUAGAGCUGCUAGAGAAUAAGUCUUACAGGAACUGUUUAGACAUCUCUUUUUCAUUUCUUUUUCCAGUUUCUUUUGUUGGUCCAAGAUACGUAUUACCAUGUGUGGUAAUAUAUCGAUGAGAACGAGUGUUUGCAAGUAUUUGGUUUCUUCUGUUUUAAGCUCUCUUGAAUGGAUUUUGUUUCAUUGCCAAUGUAUGUCGUACUGAAUUUUUCAAUCAAUGUCCAUGUGAUGGACAGCAAUUGUGCAGCAA
Molecule: messenger RNA, 2506 nt
Organism: Eucalyptus grandis
Lineage: Eukaryota; Viridiplantae; Streptophyta; Magnoliopsida; Myrtales; Myrtaceae
Product: nuclear pore complex protein NUP98A-like
Exons: 6
Coding region: 376-2109 (577 amino acids)
Biological process (GO): RNA export from nucleus; protein import into nucleus; post-transcriptional tethering of RNA polymerase II gene DNA at nuclear periphery
Cellular component (GO): nuclear pore cytoplasmic filaments; nuclear pore
Molecular function (GO): structural constituent of nuclear pore
Source: RefSeq, a predicted model, not a curated record